Malassezia sympodialis ATCC 42132 is the source of this 825-nucleotide messenger RNA. RefSeq lists its product as uncharacterized. The record is from RefSeq and is a predicted model, not a curated record. Lineage: Eukaryota; Fungi; Basidiomycota; Malasseziomycetes; Malasseziales; Malasseziaceae.
AUGAUCCCGCGUGGAUGGGUGGCAGCGCUGCUGGCAGCGCUGCUGGCAGCGCCGCUCGUGUGGGCAGGUGUGCCGGCCGUGGAGGAAGGGGCCGUGCGACAUGUGCAUGAUAACGAGCCGUGGCGCAUCCAGCCGUUUGACGCAGCGAAGGUCAACGACCGGUGGCAGCUCGACACGGCAGAGCGCAGCGCGUCCAGCACCCACUCGGCUGGAUGGAUCAACCCCCGUGAGCAUGGGGGAAGCAUGCUGGAUAUCGUUGGGAAUGGGUUCCGCGAGCCUAUCAAUGUCAUUAUAUCCGGCCGGUCGGACCCGAGCAUCAUGAGCGACCAGGGCCUGCUGGACUAUGUGCGCUCGAUUGGGUUCUCGUUCGAGUGUCUGCACCUGCAUCUCGGCGGUCUGCAGCAUGCGAACCUGGGCGACGGCCGUGGGUACACGCCGCAGCUGUUCGAGUACCGCAGCAUCCUGUUUCACGACUCCCCCGGCGCCUGGAUCGGCGCUUGCUGGGAGAGCCUCGCGGGCGGCAACCACUUCCGAGUGUGGCGCCAAAACGGCACACUGGCCGAUACAGGUGCCUGGUUCCUCGCGGUGUCCAAGGAAGAGGACGUCUUUCAGGAACACACGAUCUCCACGAACGGGUACGAUGUGGGCCGCAACUUGCUGGUGGACGCGGCGACCCGCGGUGGCUCUUUCAAAGGCAAGUCGUGGCGCGCCUCGGUCGAAUGGAAGACCGGCCUCCUUCCCUCUGGCAGCCAGGGCAUCAACCACAACAUUUCUCUGGACGGCCGCGUGGCGAUUCUCCAUGUUUAUCGCACUGACCUGUCGUAA